Molecule: messenger RNA, 318 nt
Organism: Clonostachys rhizophaga
Lineage: Eukaryota; Fungi; Ascomycota; Sordariomycetes; Hypocreales; Bionectriaceae
Source: the annotation of a GenBank genome assembly
AUGCACCGGCACGAGGAGGUGGUGGGCGUGCUCCUCGAGGAAGGGGCCAGCCUGGACGUGCGGAGCACGGUGUACGGCGACCUGGUGCAGGAGCUGGCGAGGAUGAGGGACGGGCGGAUCGCGGCGCACGUGGAGUGGCGGGCGAGGAGGGAGAGGGAGUGCGAGGCGAGGGAGCGGGAGGCGGCGAGGAGGCGGGAGGAGGUGGCGCGGCUGGUGAUGCGCGAGCUACCGCCGCCGCCGUGGCAUCUCAAGCUCGACCUGCCCAAGGAGUCGUUGGAUGUCGACUUUGAGCGCAUCGAUCGAUGGUUUGGUGAUUGA